AUGCACUUUUCACUUCAACUUCUUCUGACUCUGCUUAUAUCUGUCACGUCCGUUGUGGCGGAUUUCUCAGGGCCAAGCUACCCGCCGCCGACAGAUCUCACCAGCAACCAUAGCCUCGUUGCUGCCGGUUGGCACAAUGUCACUUCUACUCUCGAGACAUAUCUCAAGAAUCAAACCUUUUCGUCCACUACAGCAGCUGCGUUGAAGAACGUUACCUUCUCCGUGGGCUUAUUCUCGCUUCACGACCCAGCUGCCGUAAAGCUGCAGUUCCAUCACACAUCCCCCGAAGUUGCGAACGCUGCCAAUGGAACACACAAGGUGGAUGGCGAUAGCAUUUAUCGCCUCGCCAGUGUCAGCAAGCUAUUCACUGUCUUUGCGGGUUUGCUGGAGCUGAAAGACGCGGACUGGAAUCGCCCUUUCACAGAUAUUGUUCCCGACUUCGCCGACUUCGCUCGGAAGCACCCAGAUAACGACCCCGUACAUAUCGUCCAGUGGGACAAGGUGACGCCCAGCGCCCUUGCUGCGCAGAUUGCAGGUGUCCCACGCGACCCAGAAUCUGGCAGCGACAUAUUGGCCAGUUACUUAGCCGCACAGGCGCUUGGUGAAGUAAGCCUCGAUCCGACAGCUCAAGGCUUCCCACCCGUGAACAAGAGCGAUCCAUUUGAAUUCACACCAUGUUCAACUGUCAACACAAGCAUUUGUACGGCCGAUCUUUUCGUCGAAAGUGUGGAUAGUCGACCGCCUACAUUUCAGCCAUGGACAAGCCCAGCAUACUCGGACAUCGGAUUCGCCCUGCUAGGCCUCGCAAUUUCCAACAUUACCGGCAAGAGCAUUGACCAGGUCUACCGCGGGAGUAUCUUCGAUCCACUAGGCCUGUCGUCCUCGAAUUCCUCAAACCCCCCUGAGUCGGAGUGGCACCGCGCCGUUAUCCCCGCCGGUCCAUUGGACAAUUUUAUAUACCCCGAGGACGUUUUUGUUUCGUCAGGUGGACUUUCUUCUACAACGAACGAUUUGGCUAGAUUUGGCGUGGGAAUCCUAAACUCCACUUUGCUCCCCCCCGACCAGACGCGCAAAUGGAUGAAGCCCGUUGCUUUCACCGGCCGGCUCGACUAUGCAGUUGGACGACUAUGGGAGAUCAUGCGCUAUGUGCACCCGUCCGGCCAUAUAACCGACAUCUAUCCCAAGAGCGGCAAUUCAGGUCUUUAUAGUACGUGGAUGGUUCUUCUACCAGACUACAACGCGGGUUUCGACGUUCUCGUGGCCGGCACCUCUACCUCCCGAUACCAGGCGACUCAACUCAUCGCAGAUGUGGUCACGAAUACAAUCUUGCCUGCUUUGCAGGCCCAAGCCGGUGUCGAAGCCGGGCGAAAGUUUGCCGGUACCUACACCUCUACGACUCCGGGCAUCAACUCGUCGCUGACUGUGAUUUACAACCAAACGGCCAUCGCGGCCCCGGGGCUGGUGGUAUCAUCUUGGAUCAGCAAUGGCACCGACAUGCUCAGCGGGCUCCGGACAGCCGUUGGCGCUACGCCUGGGCGGCUCUUGCCGACGGUUGCGAACCUAGAAACCGGGCAGCAGGCGUUUCGGUUGGUUGGUUCUGUGGAUGCGCCAAGUGCACGUUUGCCCGGACAGUUGUUUUCGGGGCCAGGCUAUCUGGGUGCGGAUUGGAUUGGGGUUGAUGACCUGACGUACGGCGGUCUGGCAGUGGGUCUCCUGGUCUUUGACAUUGGUUCCGAUGGCACUGCAACAGCUGCCUCACCGGCUGCGUUCAGGACUACGCUGAGAAGAGCGGCUUGAGUGAUGGAGACGGAAUUACGGUGUAGGCUAAUUGACGGUCACUAUCGGUUGGAUACUUGACUGUAUCUCCUCGCGUUAUUUUUCAAGGCCUCGCUGUAACUCGCUUGGCACUGCCAGAAUGAUGGGUUACUUCUGUAGUUAGUUUAUAAAGACUUUCAAGCUGCCG
Molecule: messenger RNA, 1963 nt
Organism: Mytilinidion resinicola
Lineage: Eukaryota; Fungi; Ascomycota; Dothideomycetes; Mytilinidiales; Mytilinidiaceae
Product: beta-lactamase/transpeptidase-like protein
Exons: 1
Coding region: 1-1797 (598 amino acids)
Source: RefSeq, a predicted model, not a curated record